Molecule: messenger RNA, 494 nt
Organism: Pyrus x bretschneideri (Chinese white pear)
Lineage: Eukaryota; Viridiplantae; Streptophyta; Magnoliopsida; Rosales; Rosaceae
Exons: 3
Coding region: 72-494 (140 amino acids)
Source: RefSeq, a predicted model, not a curated record
AAGCAUCUGUGAAGCAUUUUGACACACGUUACGAUUGGUGGUAUAGUGCCUGCCCCAUUUGUGUAAAACAAAUGCAUAAGGACCCAACAACUGCACAGCUAAUUUGUCAAAAACACCCAAAUCAAAUUCCAACACCUUGUUUAGAAUCAAUUAAUUUUUCGCUCUGUCAAUGGUAUAAGGUCAAUCUGAUACUCGAAGAUGAAACCAAUGAGAUUGAUGCUUUGAUAAUUGGAAAAUGUGGUGAAAAACUUUUUGGCAUGAGCUGCAAAGAUUUGGUUCUGAAUCAGACAUUGGUGGACCAUCAGCAAUUACCAAAUGAAUUUCUUAGACUAAUCGGGCAAAAGAAAGUUUUCCAUCUGCGGUUUGGAAAUAGAAGAAAUAAUAUCAAUCCAAGCAAUGUCCUCAUUCACAAUGUAACCGACGAUACAACCAUGCAACCAGCAACUCCACUGCCUUUGCCAAGAGAAAUCACAAGGUCUUCCACGACGGUUUAG